UCCAGGAUGGCCGACCUCUCUCCUCGGGGCCAAGACCGAGACUGGCAGACUGCCAGCCUGCCCGCCAGCCACCGCGGCGUCCCCUCGCCCCGGCUGCCCGGCGGUGGCAGCAACGCCGGCAACAGCCCCAUGUACCAGCCACAGAUCACGGAGGCGUGGGCCGAGCCGCCCCAGCCCUCGGUCAACUCGCCCUCGCACUUCUUACCCGACAUUCGCGAGCAUGCGGCACGGGGCCCCACCAUGGGCCCGGGCGGCGGCGGGCUGCGGGGCCUGCCGGCCGGCUUCACGCUGCCGCCCGAGGUGCCGUCGCCCGAAUCGCUCCGUGGUGAGGUGCGCAUUCGCGGCCUCAAGAACGAGCUGCUCACAGCCAAGAACCGCUUUGAGCAGGAGCUGCAGCUGCGGGACGCCGAGGCCCAGAAGCUGCGUGAGUACAUCGAGCAGCAGCGCGAUGUGAUGGCCGCGCAGAAGGGCACCAUCCGCGAGCUGGAGCGCAACGUGGCGGAGCUGACGCGCACGCAUACCACCAAUAGGGCCAACCACGAGCGGUACUCGGUCAAGGCGGAGGCCAAGGUCCGGGCGCUGCAGGGCCGGCUGCGAGAGGUGGAGCACGAGCACAGUGCGGCCAUGAGCGGCAUGGCGGCUCAGCUGGAGCGGGCGCGCAAGGAGCGCACCGCGCUGGCACUGGGCAUUGCGGCGGUGGCCUCACAGGCGCUGGGCGGUGACGGCGCGUCGCCCGAGGACGUGCACAUGGACGCCGAGCGCGCGGCGGCGGAGGGCUACGAGCAGCUGCCGCGCACUGCCGCCGCCUGGCUGGGGCUGAGAUACGAGCUGGACGACGACGGCAACCUGGCCAGCUUCAGCCGCGCCGCCGGCAGCCCCACACGCCCCUUUGACCGCGACGGCGCGCGUGCUGUGGCGGCGCUGGUGGCGCAGACGCGGCGGCUGUUCGAGCAGCGCAGCGCAUACCGCUCCAAGCUGCGCGCCACAGGCCAGCAGAUCGAGCAUAUGCAGGCGGUGCUGGACAACGUGGAGGCGGACUUCAACCUGGUCAAUUGGCUCAUUGACAUGAUGGGCGCCGAGGGCCGCCGCCUGGGCGCCGAGCUAGGCACGCCGCCGCUGCUGCCCGCCGAUGCGCCGCCGCCCGACUCGGCUGCGCGGCUGAGCGAGCGCGUGGAGGGCGUCAAGGCGCUGGUGGCGCGGCUGAGCGAGGAGCUGUUGGUGGCGGACGCGGAGAAGAGGGCCCUGGCGAGCCAGCUGGGCCACGACCUCAGCGAUAGCCCCGUCGACCGCCGGAGCAUCAUCGAGGCCUAUGCCGCCAAGCUCAAGGAGCUGUACGGCAACGCCCGCCGGCCCCAGCCGCCCGCCGCGCCGCUCAACAGCGGCCGCCGCUCGCCGCCGCAAGGCCGUCGCCCAGUGCCGCCGCCGCCGGCCAAGGAGCGCUCCGUGCAGCCGGCCGCCAGCCCCAGCGCCGCGUCGCCGCCCGCCGGCGCCAAGCCCACCGGCUACCCGGUAUCGCCCAAGGUGCGCGCAGCUGCCGGCCGCACCCACCAGCCCACCGUCGCCUCGCAAGCGUCGCCGCCGCCGCCCGACGCCAAGGAGGCCGAGGAGCGCCGCACCGAGCAGAAGGCCAAGAAGGCCAACGAGCUGUCCGACCACUUCUCGGAGGUGCUGCACGGCAAGCCCGCCGAGAAGGGCCGCCGGGCCAUCAAGGCCGCGGCUGCGGCCGAGAAGGCUCCCGCGCCGCCCGUGGCGCAGAAGGCGCAUGCGGCGCCGCCGGAGCCAUCUACUCCCGCACGUGGCAUCGCCGCUGCUGGCAAGGUCUCUCGCGAGCAGCCGCCCGCACCGCCAUCCAAGGAGCACUCAGUGGAUGCUGCGCCCGCGGAGCCGGAGCCACCAUCCCCGGUACGAGAGCCGGAGCCGGAGCCCAGUCAGGCACCAGAGCCGGAGCCGGAGCCGGAGGCAGAGCCGGAGCCAGAACCCACCGCAGAGCCACAACCGGAGCCGGAGGCAGAGCCGGAGGCAGAGCCGGAGGCAGAGCCGGAGGCAGAGCCGGAGGCAGAGCCGGAGGCAGAGCCGGAGCCGUCCGAGCCAGCUGUAGAGCCCGAGCCGCAGCCGGAACCGGAUGCAGAGGAGGCGCCUGAGACUGCGGCUGCAGGCGGUGCGGAUGGCGAGGAGGAGGCGGGAGGGGAUGAGCCCGAGCCUUCGGAGCCGGAGCCGGUGCGCGUGGCCGAGCAGGAGCAGGAGCAGCAGGAGCAGCAGCAGGAGCAGCAGGAGGAGGAGGAGGACGUUUACCCUGAGGCUCCCUCGUCGGCCGUGCCUGACACGGAGCUGACCGCCGACCUCACCGCCGACCUCACCAUGGAGCCCACCAACGCGGAGACAGACGCCUCCGAGCCGCUGUCGCCGGUGCGUGUGCACCUGCGCCCCAGCAGCGCGCAGAGCGCCGCCGUGCGCAUGCGGCUGAGCAUGGACGCGGAGGAGCCGGCAGCGACGGCGUACGGCACCGGCACCGGCGGCUCGGAGGGCGCCGAGGGGCUGGCGGCUGUGGAGGAGGGCGAGGAGGCGAUGGAGGAGGCGGUGGCGGCCGAGGCGGAGGAGGAGGAGGCUGAGGCUGCUGCGGCGGAGACAUACAAUGGGGAGCCGGCUGAGGAGCCCGAAGAACCCGAGGAUGAGCCCGCAGCAGAGGAGCCGGCUGCGGCUGAGGAGGAGCCGGCAGCAGGUGAGCCGGCUGCGGCUGAGGAGGAGGCGGCAGCUGAGGAGCCGGCUGCGGCCGAGGAGGAGGCGGCAGCUGAGGAGCCGGCUGCGGCUGAGGAGGAGGCGGCAGCUGAGGAGCCGGCUGCAGCUGAGGAGGAGCCCGCAGCUGAGGAUCCGGCUGCGGCUGAGGAGGAGGCGGCACCUGAGGAGCCGGCUGCGGCUGAGGAGGAGCCCGCAGCUGAGGAGCCCGCAGAACCCGAGGAUGCGCCCGCAGCAGAGGAGCCGGCUGCAGCUGAGGAGGAGCCGGCAGCUGAGGAUCCGGCUGCGGCUGAGGAGGAGGCGGCACCUGAGGAGCCGGCUGCGGCCGAGGAGGAGGCGGCAGCUGAGGAGCCGGCUGCGGCUGAGGAGGAGGCGGCAGCUGUGGAGCCGGCUACGGCUGAGGAGGAGCCGGCGGCGGCUGAGGCUGUGGCUGAGGAGGCGGCGGCGGCUGAGGGUGAGCCCGCAGCUGAGGAGCCGGCUGCGGCUGAGGAGGAGGCGGCAGCUGAGGAGCCGGCUGCAGCUAAGGAGGAGCCCGCAGCUGAGGAGCCGACUGCAGCUGAGGAGGAGGCGGCAGCUGAGGAGCCGGCUGCAGCUGAGGAGGAGCCGGCAGCUGAGGAGCCGGCUGCGGCCGAGGAGGAGGCGGCAACAGAGGAGCCGGCGGCGGGUGAAGAUCCGGCUGCAGCUGAGGAGGCGGCGGCAGCAGAGGUGCCGGCGGCGGCUGAGGAGGAGCCCGCAGCUGAGGAUCGGGCUGCGGCUGAGGAGGAGCCGGCAGCUGAGGAGCCGGCUGCGGCCGAGGAGGAGGCGGCAGCUGAGGAGCCGGCUACAGCUGAGGAGGAGCCCGCAGCUGAGGAUCCGGCUGCGGCUGAAGAGGAUACGGCAGCAGAGGAGCCGGCUGCAGCUGAGGAGGAGCCCGCAGCUGAGGAUCCGGCUGCAGCUGUGGAGGAGCCGGCAGCAGAGGAGCCGGCUGCGGCCGAGGAGGAGGCGGCAGCUGAGGAUCCGGCUGCGGCCGAGGAGGAGGCGGCAGCUGAAGAGGAGCCGGCAGCUGAGGAGGAGGCGGCGGCUGAGGAGGAGCCGGCAGCUGAGGAGCCGGCUGCGGCUGAGGAGCCGGCUGCAGCUGAGGAGGAGGAGGCAGCAGAGGAGCCGGCGGCGGCUGAGGAGGAGCCCGCAGCUGAGGAGCCGGCUGCAGCUGAGGAGGAGCCCGCAGCUGAGGAGCCGGCUGCGGCUGAGGAGGAGCCGGCAGCUGAGGAGCCGGCUGCGGCUGAGGAGCCGGCUGCGGCUGAGGAGCCGGCUGCGGCUGAGGAGCCGGCUGCGGCUGAGGAGCCGGCUGCGGCUGAGGAGCCGGCAGCUGAGGAGCCGGCUGCAGCGGAGCCGGCCGCUGAAAAGCCGGCGGCGGCCGAGGAGCCGGCUGCAGCUGAGGAGGAGAAGGAGGCGGCUGAGGAGGAGCCGGCAGCAGAGGAGCCACCCAAGUCGCCAGUGCGCGUGCACAUGCGGCCGGAUAGCGCACAGCCCUCUGAGAGCGUGAAGGUGCGGCUCAGCAUGGAUGCUGAGGCACCGAUGCCGGAGGCUGCGGAGGCUGCGGGCGGUGAUGAGGGCUUGGAGCCGGUUGGUGAGGCUGACGUGGAGGCGCCGGAGGGCCAUGACGGUGGCGAUGCAGAGGCUGACCUGCGGGCUGAGCUGGAGGCGGCCGAGGAGGCGGAGGUGAAUGCCCAGCACGCCGCGGAGAUGGCUAAGGACGCCGCGGGUGACGAGUAAUGUUGGUUAGCCUCGUGCAAUAAGGCCAGGUGACAGAGUUUGGCGCGGCAUUAUGUGAACGGUGUGACACUGCUGAGCUAGGUGCAGCAAGUGAGGCAGGUACAGGAUGCCAGUGAGCCCAGCCGGUCAUGCACGCACUUGAAAUAACGCCAUGUGCACUUUGAAUUUACGCUGUCCCCGUUGAAAGACCGGGGGCCGAAAGCUCGUAAUACUUGCUUUGUACGGUACUGAAUCAAGGUGAGCGUAACACGCACUUGAGCCAAGGCGUGUCCGAUCUUGCACGGAGCCAAUCUGAGCCAAUGCGGCUGGGCCAGUCUCGUCUGUAGGGCAGGCAGAGGGAGAGCCGUGCAAAUUGCAGUUGUCCUUAUGAGAUAUGAUGGUUGAAUUGUUUGACUUAGGCUUCAUAAUUUCUUGUACUGCACGUGUCGGGCCAGAAACAGCAGGUAGUGCAGAGUGCGAGUGCUGGUUGGAUGUAUGACGCUGUGUGAUCGCGAAACGUAGGAUUCAUGGCAUUCGUGGUCUCGGGGUUGGGGGACGUACGUGUGUCAAAUGUCGCUGGAUGGUAUGCUGCAAAGCAGGGAUGUUUUGGAGUGGAGGUGCUCGCCUGCUCCAUGAUACUUAGACGUAGCGGGCGGUCGUAGCGGUGGGCGUGUGAUCGUGUAACCCUGAGUUGUG
This is a messenger RNA of Chlamydomonas reinhardtii, 5160 nucleotides long. RefSeq lists its product as uncharacterized. Bases 7 to 4485 code for a protein of 1492 amino acids. The record is from RefSeq and is a predicted model, not a curated record. Lineage: Eukaryota; Viridiplantae; Chlorophyta; Chlorophyceae; Chlamydomonadales; Chlamydomonadaceae. The transcript is spliced from 13 exons.